Molecule: messenger RNA, 6563 nt
Organism: Dermacentor albipictus
Lineage: Eukaryota; Metazoa; Arthropoda; Arachnida; Ixodida; Ixodidae
Gene: trh
Product: PAS domain-containing protein trachealess
Biological process (GO): regulation of transcription by RNA polymerase II
Molecular function (GO): RNA polymerase II transcription regulatory region sequence-specific DNA binding; DNA-binding transcription factor activity, RNA polymerase II-specific; protein dimerization activity
Source: RefSeq, a predicted model, not a curated record
ACGGCGGCGGCGCUGCUGCUGCUGCUGCGACAACCGCAAGCGAGCGACCGCCCGACGAACGCGUUUCUUUCUUUUCUUUUCGCUCUUCCUCGGUGCGCUCUUCUCUCUUGCCCCACGUCCCACCUCCCUUCCGUCCAGCAGCCUAGCCUCCGAGCGCUACGCGGCGACGUUGCGCUAGCCAUCGUCGGCGUGGUUGGCGCGCUCUGGCGCUUUGGGACGCGCCGUGGAGUCGGGGCGCGCGCGUUACCGGAUUCCGCAUCCCCCCGCGCUCCUUGGAUAGCGCUGCUGCUGCUCCUCACCGUCGUUCAGUGCUCGCGCCUUUUUUCUCCUCUCCGCUACUCUCCGCGGCAUCGUUCUCUCUCUCUCUCCUCUCCCUCCUCACGUCUUUUCGUGGCCAGCGAGAAGCAAGCAGCGUUCGCCGGUAGUUGCAUAGUCGCGGCUGUGACGAUCUCCAACCCACCACUGGAGCGACGGCGAGCUUCACGCCUUCCCAAACGCCGUACCAGGAGGAACACCCGGGAUAUAUUUUACACACACUGUUGUGGCGUGCAAGCCGCCUUGCAAGUGUCUUGCUCCCCCGCUGCCUUCGUUCAGCGUUGUUCGACGAGGAGCUUCGGUGGGAUCGUGCUGCUUCGACGUCAUACGGUGCUCCAGCGGGUGUGUUGUUUUUGCUCGUGGUGUUUGUGGUGUCGACGUCCCGCUGCGACGGUGCAUGGUGAUGAAGAAGAGUCCGAGGAGGAUGUGACGCCCCUCUUGCCGUUCUAACACCGGGACGUCAUGCGAAGUACGAGCGCCGAGAAGAAGCCGGUAGUAGUGGCGGUGAAGCCUGUGGCUAGGGCCGGACCACCGCCCCGGAGCGGUACGAGGCGGCGGUUGAAGCAACAGUGAUUGGAGUACACGGUCGUCGUCGUCGUCGUCGGCAGCGGCAGCAGCGGGCGGUGCGGCGUCGUCGCCCAGCGCGACGGCGUCCUCUGGUCUGCGCCACCAUGCAGCACCCUCAGCACACGCACGCACCGGGCCUCGUGGACGGAUACGCGGCCGCGCUGCCGAUGGACCUGCACGUGCCUCCGCCGCACCACCAGGGAUACCAUCCCUACUUCCGGUACCUGGACUCCUCCAUGGUCAUGAAGGCUGGCGGUGACGAUGGGACAGGAGCCGCGGUCGUCCAAUCACGUAUCCUCGAGAUGCGCAAGGAAAAGAGCCGGGACGCAGCCAGGUCACGGCGGGGCAAGGAGAACUACGAGUUUUACGAGCUGGCCAAGAUGCUGCCGCUACCGGCGGCCAUCACCAGCCAGCUCGACAAGGCCUCCAUCAUCCGCCUCACCAUUUCCUACCUGAAGCUCAGAGACUUUUCCCAGCACGGACACCGGCCCUGGCUCAGGGACAUGCAGCCCUCAAAGGCACUCAAAGGAGCUUCACUACGGGGACGAUCCAUAAACAACUUCGCAGUGGACAUUUUCGAGCAGCACCAAGGCACACACAUUCUACAGUCACUAGAUGGUUUUACCUUUGCGCUGGGAGCAGAUGGCCGCUUUUUGUACAUUUCGGAAACUGUGUCCAUCUACCUUGGGCUGUCUCAGGUGGAGAUGACGGGCAGCAGCGUGUUCGACUACGUGCACCACCAGGACCACGCCGAGUUGGCCGAGCAGCUGGGCAUCAACCUGUCGCAGUCGGUGUCCUCGCCGUCGGGCGGCUCGGGCGGCUCGGACGACGGCUCGUCGACGCCGAACUCGCUGGACAGGCCAGCCCCCGUGAUGACUCUCGGUAGCAGCGCAGCCUACAAGGGUCUAGAAAGGUCCUUCUGCGUACGCAUGAAGUCUACUCUUACGAAGCGAGGCUGCCACUUCAAGUCUUCCGGAUACCGGGUGGUUUUGGUCCUGUGCCACCUGCGGCCCCAGUACUCGUUCUCGCCCGGCCGCUCCAAGCAGCCGCCGCAGAUCCUGGGCAUGGUGGCGAUGGCGAUCGCGCUGCCGCCGCCCUCGGUCAACGAGGUGCGCCUCGAGUGCGACAUGUUCGUCACGCGGUUGGGCUUCGACUUCCGCGUCGCCCACUGCGAGCCCCGCGUCGCCGACCUGCUCGACUACAGCCCCGAGGACCUGGCCGGCCGGAACCUGUACACCCUUGUGCACGGCCAGGACGUGCAGAAACUGAGAAAGUGUCACGUGGACCUGAUGAACAAGGGCCAAGUGAUGAGCGGCUACUACCGGAUUAUGAACAAGAACGGCGGCUUCACCUGGAUGCAGACCUGUGCCACGGUCAUCUGCAACAACAAGAACUCCGAGGAGCAGAGCAUCAUCUGCGUGAACUACGUCCUCAGUGGCGUGGAGUACGAGCACUGCGUCAUGGACUGCAGCCAGAUGCGCGGCUUGGGCGACAUCAAGCCCGACGAUCCGAGCAAUUCCGAGAGGGGAUCCACGCCGGACAACGAACCACGAGAGGAACGGUCGCCGGGCCGUGCUGCCGAGCCUUCUCCCAAGAGCCACGAGGCGCCGCCAUCGUCCACCCCCGCACUGGGAGGGAGUCAGGACGUUCCCUCUGCCGCCGAGCAGCAGCAGCACUUGACGCAGCUGGGCGCUGUGGGGAAGCUCGACUCGCUCAGGAAUGCCAAGAUUCGGGGCACAAGGAGGUCCGAUUCGAACUACAUUCAAAUGGCCUGCCACACGUACGUGGAUGCCUACCAGGAGGGAGCCGAACAUCCGUCGGCGAGUCCAGCGCGCUACGAGGCCGCGCCGGCCGGCAACGCCAAGAGUUCGCGCAAGCGGAGCUCGGACGAAGCGGCUGGCGGAAGCCGCGCCAGCCCCAAGUGCUCGCGGCCGGGUAGCCGCGCGUCGAGCCUACAGCCGCCAAGCCCGGCCCGGAGCCUCCCACCGCCGGACGGCUACGGGCGCGCCUCCGAGCCGCCGCUGGUGGUCGUCGACGACCCGGCGUCGUCCUCGUCCACCGGCGCCGUCUCCUCCCAGGGCGGCCCGACGUCGGGCAACGGCGACGACUCCUGCGACGGCCCCGACGGUCUGUCGCGGCCCUGGAAGGCGGGGGGAGGAAGCGGCCAGGUUUCCACCGGCGAAGGGCUCACCGUGCGCGAGCUGGAGGACGCCAUGAAGAAGCACUUGCCCGAGGUGCGCUCCACGCGCUCGGCGGCCAUCCAGUGGAUCGGGGCGCCCCACCAGUCCGGCGCCGCCGGAGCGUCGCCGCACGCCGCCGGCGGACCCUUGCCUGCGUCGACGCUGCUACGGCAGCUGUACGUCAACCGCGAGUCGGUCAUACGGUCCGGGUCGCACGUGUCCGCCGCCUCCUCGCGGCCGACGUACUACGGAGACGUGCCGACGCCCCCCGAGGGACCGUGGACGACGCCCGACGCGUUCGUCCUGCCCCCGUACGCCGGCUACGUCGAGCCGCCGCCCCCGUUCUCGGCCGUGACGCCGCCGUCCUCGGUGUCGCCUCGCGACAACAAGCUGGGGCUCGCCGAGAGCCCGGCCUUCUCCGAGGCGGCGGCCGUGGCCGCGGCGGCGGCGAUGCCGCACAUGCGCCACUACGUGUCCGCGGCCGAGUUGCCCCUCAAGCCGCAGGUGCUGGUCCACCCCGGAAGCCUGGACUACGCGACGCCUCAGGAGCAGCAGCUCUACGCGGGCGGAUUCCACUUGUACGGCAAGCCCAACGGUGCCUGGUACUCGCAGCAGCCGAACACGUAGCGCGGCCUCUCGGCAACCCUGUGAAUCGCCCACUUGUUCUCUGGCUGCUUCCGUGUGCGCGCGCGUGUGUAAAUGUGUGACUUUUGACGAGUCUGUUGCGGCGCCCUCUGCGAACACUUUGGACACAACACAAGACCAACGGGCGUACGCCGAUUCGCGUCGGCGGAGGGCUGCCCUAGAUUUACCUUGCGCGAGUACGUCCCGGUGGCUCGGUAUAAUAAUUACGAAGAGUGUUGUCUGCUGCAACUUCUUACGUGAGCGCGAUGGUCCGCGUUCGCGAAAUGAAAACGAAACAAACAAAAAAAUUGUGGAGAUAUCCCAGUGACACGGCUUUCCUUGCUUCUGUUUGUUCUUUUUCUUUCUUUUUUUUUCAUGGUGAGCCCCGUGUUGUAGUAUUUGUUGUUGCCGUUGGUCUCAGCUCCCCUGUGUACCCAGCUUUUUCGAACACUACUUUGUCAACUCCUGACAGAGUGGUGUCUCUUCCAACUUCCUUCAAAUGCCUUUGGUGUACAUAUAUAUGUCCUCCUCGUACGGAAACCCGAGAGCUCAGUCGGCAUUGAUGCCACAAAUACAUUCCACGUUUGUGAGGACUUUUUGCUUUUCCUUUUCGUUUUGGUACGUUUUCGUUUUUGUUUCUCUCGUCAGCAGAUCCUGCGAGUGUGCCUGUUUGCGUGACUGUACAUCGAGCUUGUGUACGUCGCCUUUUUUUUAUUUUCUCAUUUCUUUUUGCUCAGUGUCUUAAAUGGGCCCUGCAACACCUCCUUCCUGCGCGUGAUAUUUCAUUUCGUCGACGCAGUUGCGUCAGGAUUCACACCGGUUCGUCAUCGAAUAUGAAGGCUGCCAUUGGGUGUUUAUCUUGAACGAGAGUAGAGAGCGCGCUCACGAGCGCAUUGGUCAAAAAAAAAGAAAGAAAAGAAUGUUUACGCUAUCUUCCUUGGAGUAGAAACCUGUUCACAACGUUUCUCAUUUUUCGUUUUUCAAUCAAUGAAACCAUUCUCAACAAUUACCCGGGGCGUUUCCAUCCGACCGGAGGUAAUUUGAGUGACAAGCUGUCUAGUGCGUGCUAACAUCUGACAUCUGUUAUAUUAAAUUUCGUUAGAGAUGUUUGUCACGAAGUUCGCGAGAGAAUCGGCCAUGCGAUGCUUCUGUGUUAGGAGAAUGACCCAGCAAGGUACUCGACAUUAAAGGAAGUGUCAUGACUGAUAACUGGUGCGCGAAGCCAUAGAAAGGAAAGGAACCUCAACAUGACGCCACUCUGACAUUAUGAAUUUCACUUGCUUUCCUUUUUGUAUCUGUAAUUGCUUCCUUUGUGGAGAAAGAAAUGGAGAAAAAACAUUAGCAGUAAAAAUGAACGCCAAACUUUUGUUUUAUUAGCUACCCCAUUAAAACCGUGGCACCUAUGACCUCACUGUAGCGUUAUGUAUUUCGCCGUGUUUCCUCGUGCCUGGACUCCCGUGUGGCGCAUGAAAAAACUCCGCAAAUGUUGCCGGAUAGAGUAUUUGCUCACGUUCAAGCUUGCUCAAAUUGGUUACCAGUUAAGCAGCCGCGAACGUAUGCUGCCAAAAUCAGUGAUAUCAUGGUGAACAACUGGUGCUGCAAUAGAGGAGUGGCGUCGCCACCAGUCUUUCGCUCGUGCGUUCUUUUUUUGGCCACUAGGGCCCGGAUAACCUUAGCAGUGAGGCAAUCGUAUUUGCAGAAGUGUAGCAUAUCAAUUAUGUUGUUAAACCUGAAGUGCCCGUUUUCGGACUAGCUGUAAGCUUCGACUCACUGGAACAGGGGAGAGGAAAAGUGGCACGCUCUACAAGAAGCGACUGCUCUGGCGGACGGUGUUUGCAGGACCCAUUUAAGGCAUGCGUGAGUGCGUGUGGGUUAUUGUGUUGUGUACCGGUGCAUCCUCCGCAUGGCUAAUGCCCUCGCCCGUGCUUCGGCCUCUCUGCCCUCCUUUCCACUUCCGCCCCCUCUCCACCACGAGGCUGUGUGCGGAGCAGGCGUGCGUGGCGGACAGCCAUGUUGGCGAAUUGUGAUACAAAAUUUAUAUAGAUAUAAGAUAUCUAUAUAUUAUAUAUACACUUAAUAUAGCAUAGAAAACCCGUUAUAGGAGACGAGGCAGCGUACGCGGUGCAGUGAACGCCGUGUUUUUUUUUUUUCUCGUUCUUCUCCUCAUUCUUGUGCUCCAUUUAACUCUCACUCUUUUUACACCCACGACUUCUGUUGCAGUCUUGAGCUCAGAGCAGAGUUCGACGUGAUAGCGGGCUCUAAUUCUAUGUCAUUUCCUUGGAAGUGCUUGAAUAGUGAAAUCUUCGAAUGGGAAUAUUGUAAGAGCGCGUACCUAGAUUUUCGGAUUGAGCAACUAAUAUUGUCCCGCUUUUACGAGUAGAAAAAAAACUUGGCGACUUAAGGUGGCUCAAAAUUGAUUUAUUUCCCCCAUUACGCUCUAUCCUUUUCUGAAGUUCAUUCUUCUAGGAAGCUGUAAAUAUGCAAAGUAAGUGUGAGGUGGCAGUCACCACACCUUCUGGUUGUCUUACAACUGGUACAUCAAGCGGCCGCUGACUUAAAGCAUAGUUUAUUUUCUUAACAGGGAAUGCAGAUUAAAUGUAGUGACCCCGUUCAUUCAGCAAAAGAUCGCACAUUCGCAAUCAAAUGCUUUCAGGUUUCUUUUCGCAUACUUAAGAAUAUCCAAAAAGAGAUACUUGAAGAAAAAGUAAAUAUCGAAGUUUGCAUAUUUAAAAAUCAAUACUGUCUUGUUCGAUAUGGCAUAUUCUGAAAUAUUCAUAUCUGAAUGUCGAAUAUUCAAAAAUCCACUAAUUUCAUAUUCGACAUCGCAUAUUCAAUUAUUGAAUAUUUUUUACUUGGUGAUCCAAUGAUCGAAUGUUC